AUGUCCUCCGCCGCCACCGAGAUCAAGUGGGUCGGCGCUCGCCCCGACGACCUGCACCACCACCUGCGCGACGGCGACGCCGCGCUGGCCCGCACCGUGUCCCACGUGACGUCCCAGUUCGCGCGCUGCAUCGUCAUGCCCAACCUCGUGCCGCCCGUGACCACCACGGAGCAGGCGCUGGCCUACCGCGAGCGCAUCCUGGCCCACGUGCCGGAGGACAAGCGCGACCCGAGCGGCCCCAAGGGCUUCGAGCCCCUCAUGACGCUCUACAUGACGGACGGCACCACCGCCGACGAGAUCCGCCGCGCCGCCGCCACCAACAAGAUCUUCGCCGUCAAGCUCUACCCUGCUGGAGCCACGACCAACUCGGACUCGGGCGUGACCAAGAUCGACAACAUCUACCCGGCCCUCGAGGCCAUGAGCGAGGUCGGCAUGCCGCUGCUGGUGCACGGCGAAGUGACCGACCCGUCCGUGGACCUGUUCGACCGCGAGGCCACCUUCGUGGAGGAGGUGAUCAAGCCCCUCGUGGCCAAGUUCCCGCAGCUCAAGGUGGUCAUGGAGCACAUCACGACCAAGGAGGCGGCCGAGUUCGUCACCAACGCGCCGGCCAACGUUGCUGCGACGAUCACGCCGCAGCACCUGCUGUACAACCGCAACGCCAUUUUCCAGGGCGGCCUGCGUCCGCACAAGUACUGCCUCCCGGUGCUCAAGCGCGAGACCCACCGCCAGGCUCUGCUGCAGGCCGUCGCCAGCGGCAGCAAGAAGUUCUUCCUCGGAACGGACAGCGCGCCCCACGUUGCCUCCAAGAAGGAGUCGGGCUGCGGCUGCGCCGGCAUCUACUCGGCCCACGCUGCACUCGAGCUGUACGCGGAGGCCUUCGAGUCCAUCGGCAAGCUGGACCUGCUCCGCGCAUUCGCGUGCGAGAACGGCGCGGACUUCUACGGCCUCAAGCGCAACACCGUGGGCGAGACCGUCUUGAAGCAGGAGGAGUGGACGGUGCCGGGCAGCUACCCGUUCGACAACGGCGUCGUCGUCCCCCUCAAGGCCGGCGAGACCAUCCGCUGGAAGCUGCAGCAGUAA
Molecule: messenger RNA, 1080 nt
Organism: Phytophthora sojae
Lineage: Eukaryota; Oomycota; Peronosporomycetes; Peronosporales; Peronosporaceae
Exons: 2
Coding region: 1-1080 (359 amino acids)
Biological process (GO): 'de novo' pyrimidine nucleobase biosynthetic process; pyrimidine nucleotide biosynthetic process
Cellular component (GO): cytoplasm
Molecular function (GO): dihydroorotase activity
Source: RefSeq, a predicted model, not a curated record